Messenger RNA from Schistosoma turkestanicum, 7497 nucleotides. The record is from the annotation of a GenBank genome assembly. NCBI's taxonomy places the organism in Eukaryota, Metazoa, Platyhelminthes, Trematoda, Strigeidida, Schistosomatidae.
AUGGAGUUCGAAAGUCUUUGCAGAUAUGGCGGGGUUACUGAAGAGGAAUUAGGAUUAGUUAACCCUGAACUGGUCACUAAACUUAACAUUGCGUUUGAUAACAUCUUCCACGAGGCUAAAGUGGUUAAAGAGGAACUCGAAAAACUCCAAAAAGCUCAAGAGAAUACCGUGUUACAAAAUGCUGAAGAGCAGUCUAAACUAAAGUCAGUUUCUGAAGAUUUAGAGGAAAAGCUAAGAAGUUGCAAUAAUGCACUUUACGCGUUAGAGGAGAAACUUCAUAAUGUAAAUUCUGAAAAGGAGGACUUCCGCACAAAAUUAAAUGACUGUUUAUCUGUUAAUAAUGAGCUCAAUUUCGCUAUCCGUGGACUGGAAAAUGAGAAGGAAAUUCUGUCAGAUCAACUAAAAAGCAAACUCGAGUUGAUUGACUCUCUCAACUCUGAUAUUAGCACUCUGCGUUCAGAGGCUGAAGAUGUCCGUAAAUUAAAAAUAGAAAUGAUGUUAAAGUCGGAGGAUAUUACUGGGCGGGAGAUAUCGAUAAAAGCUCAAGAAGCUCGCUGGUCAGACGAACUAUCCAACUUACAGCGACAUAAUAACUGGUUAGAAGAACGUCUCCAACAGACAACUGACCAGUUACUAACAGUUCGGAGAGAUUCGUACCAAAAGUCAUAUUCUCUUGAGUCUGAACUUGGCCUUCGUAAUGUUGAACUGGCGAACUCCAAGCAGUGUGUUGAAAGACUGGAAGAAAACGUCCAGAAACUUACUCAGACAAACGAAGAAUACAUUGUUAAACUGAAACUGGUUACUGAUGAACAAAUAAAAAUGGAGCAGUUGUAUGGAAAUGAACUCGAGGCCCAAAAACAACUUAUAAAAUUAUUUAAGGAACAAGUAAAGGAACUAGAAGAGAAGAAUGAAGAGCUUAGUAAUGCUGCUUCAUCCAUCCAAGGCCUCUUAAAAGACGCUUAUGAAAAUGUGUCCAGAUUAGAGUCCGAAAACUCCUCUCUAAAGGCAAAAUAUAGUGAAGCAAACUCUAAACUACAAACAACCACUGAAAAUCUUGCUUCGGAACUGGAAAGGAGUCAGCAUCUUCUAGAUAAGUUCAGAGUGGAUGGUCUAUCUGAGGAAGAAUUACGCCAGCUUAACCCAUCUGUGGCUGCUACAUUGAGCGCCUUAAAGCGUGGACAUAGUUUAACACAAUUGUAUACGGAUUAUAUUCAACUUGUUGAAGAUCGGGAUCAGCUGAAACUUGAUAAACAACGACUGACGGAGUAUGUGGAACAAAUGGUCGAUGAGCUCAAAGAAAAAGCCCCUCUCCUACGUAACCAACAAGAGGAGUAUCGAAAAUUACAAAUGGAAUUGAAAGAGCUUACGUCUUGUUAUCAAUGCGCUUCAAAGAAGUUAGAAGAAAUGCAGUCACAAAAGCGAGAGAGUGAGCGACGUGCUGGAUUUUAUCAUCGAGAAACCUGUAGACUUAAACAAACUUGCUCAGAUCUGUCUAAACAGGUUCAGUCUCUACUGUACGAAGUUGAAGUGUCUAGGGGGACUGUCAUUCGAAAUGAAGGAGAAUUUUGUUCCAAGUCAGACACAAGAGAUCCAAACUUGCUUGACACUCAGCCAGUUCCAGAUAGCUCAAUGGAUAUAAGUGAUGUUUCAAGCAUGCUGGAAAAUUUAGCCUCCUCUGCAACAAUUAUUGAUGAUCAUCUUGUCACGUGGAGGAACUUAGAUGAGCUACAAUCUCAAAAUCAGCGAUUGCUUUGUGUUGCUCGUGAUUUGGCUGCUCAGCUAGAAAAACACGAGCAAGAAGAUUCGAACACAGUCAAGCGUAUUUCUGAGCUGUCCUGUCGUGUCGAAACUUUAUCUGGGGAACUAGACGUUGUACGUUUAGCUGCUCGUGAAGCACGAACAGAGGCAAAUAUGUUCUCUCAGCAGCGUGACCAAUACCGUGCUUUACUGAGAAAAUAUGACAUAGACAUAUCUGAUAAAGAAGAAGUUAGUUCUGCUCAAAGUCAAGAAUCUGUUCUAGAUGAUAGUAAUCCGCUGAGUCGCUGUGUGAUCAAUAAUAGAACUCCAAGUAAAGGUUCUCCUCCCAGUAAUGGAUCCACUGCUGUUGUUGAGCGUCUGGAAAGUGCUUUGAGUUCGUUACAUGCUGAAUUUGCACGCUAUCGGGAGGAUAAGUUAGAGUCAGAUAAUGUAUAUACUACUACAGUUGAUAAUCUACGGAGAGAAUAUAACGAGGCUCGAUUGUUAAAUCAGAAGCUCAGCUCACAACUUGACUUCACUCACGAAAAGCUGCGUGCAUCAGAAGCUAAUGUUGCUGGGUAUAAACAAGAAAUCACUAUCCUUCGUGAAAUGAAUGCUCGUUACUCAACUUCUGCAGCCACUAGUGAAGCGGAGUUAUCAAGACUUAGAGACGAGUUAACCCAUGCAUCUGAUCGCCUGACUACAGCAGAAGUGGAUGCAAGACAUUUUUCACGACAGCUGGAAGUGGUGAGAGCUAAUGAGACUCGUCUUAAACAAGAAAUCGAUUCGUUACGCCGCCAUGAUCAAAUUCAUUCUCAGCUCAUGCAUCAACUCCAGUCGAUACAGGGAAGUCUCGAACAAAGGGAGUCAAUGGAUCGUUCAUCUAGUCAACGAAAAAUUGAACAAUUGGAGAAGCAACUAUCUGCUGCCAAUACAGCUCUUAUUGAUGCCUCCAAGGUCUCUCAAACAGCUCAACAAACUUUGCAGCACGAGCUAGCACUCUCUCGUGAGUCCGUGGAGUCUAGUAGCAGAGAAAUUCAACAACUAAAUACCCGGAUACGGGAUUUAGAGGAAAGAUUGGCAGCCGUUAAAUCCCACGCAGACGAUAAUAUGGAACCGAAUGUAACUGAAUCACCUGAGUGUUCAAAAACUGCUCAAAUGCGCAUUCGGGAACUGGAACAUGAAAUUGAGACUCUUAAAUCCAGUUUGGAGUCAUCUCGACAACAGUCUGAUCGAAUGAAAAUACUGGCUGAACAAGCUGAAGAGCGCCUCAAUGAAAUCGUAGACGAGAAUAAACGACUGGAAGAGCACUUUUCUCGUGACAUGUGUGAGACUAAACAGCGUUGUGAGUUUUUAGAGACACAACUAGAUUUAGAAAGAAAGGAACGUCAAAAUCUUGUAAAUGAAAAUAUACGAACUACAGAAGAAGCUCAUAAGCUGAAUGCAAAUUUACAUCGGGAAUUGGCUAACCUACAGAAUGAAUUGGAAAGCUCCAGAACUCGGUAUGAAUCGGCCCUGGAAGUUGAGGCUGGUGCUAAAGCUGAAAUAGAAUCUCAUCAACAGGCUGCACAAGAGGCUCGUGAUAAAUAUGAACGUGAAUUGACAUUACAUGCACAAGAUGUGGAACUGUUGACAUCAGCACGUUCACAGUUAGAUUCUUUGAAAAUGCAUUCCAGUGAACUACAGCAAGAAUUAAAUGAAUUCAAAUCAAAAGCAGAAACUGCAAUGACUGAUUUAAAAACCCAGUUGGAAUUAUGGGAUUCAGAGAAGCAAGAGUUGAAUAGUCAAUUGAAACAAAGUCAAGAAGAACAGAAUUUGUUGCAAGAUCAAAUAAUUCAACUCACACAACAAAUGGUUUCAUUGAGAAAAUCUUUGGAUAAAUCUAAUGUUUCUGCAGAAGAUAGUAUGAGUUCUACUCAAGACACAGAGUCAAUUAAUUCAGAUAUAAAAACCUCUGAGGAAUUAUUACAAGUUAUUGGUUACCUUCGGCGUCAGAAAAACAUGGCAGAUGUUGCUCAUGAAGCUGCUAGUGCUGAAGUAUCCCGAUUAUUAUUACGGGUGUCUAGUUUGGAAUCACAAAAAGAAAAGUUACAAUCUCAGAUCGAUAACGAACGUAAAGCUGCUGAAUUAGCUAUGGAAACCGCUCGCAAACAUUCUGAAGUUAUGGAACGUGUUGAACAGUUGAAUUUGGUAACUGAAUCUAAUCGAUUACUGAGGCAUGAAAGAGAGGUUUUGCGAUCAAAGUUAUCAGAUGCAGAAAAUCAGCUUACAAAGUUGAACAAUGAAGUUGGCCCGUUGAAACAAUCCAAUAGCGAUUUGAUUGCUCAAAAAGAUGUUUUAAUGUCUGAUAAACGAUCCCUUGAAGAAGAACGUGAUCGUUGGAAGGAACGGUGUAGUCGGUUAGUAGAAACAGCUCAACGCAUGGAUCCUGAACAAUAUAGACUUGCAUGUAAUGAACGUGAUGAAUUACAACGUAAAUUAAAUCGAGCUGAAGAAGAAGUUCAAAAUAAUGCUAAUAAACUAUGCGAUUUAAAAAAUGAAUCAGAUGAUAAAAUAAACAAACUGAAUGAUCUUUUAGAAAGUAUGCGUACUUCAUGCCAGGAAGCUGAACAGAAAAUUUCUUCGUUCAGUGUUCAAGAAAAUUUAUUAAAAGAGGAUUUAAGUGCAAAAGAGACAACAAUAAUGAAACUUCGUGAAAUCGGACGAAAAUAUCGUCAAGAAACCGAAGUAUUACGACGAAAACUCAAUGAUAGCAGAUCAGAUGAAGCUCAACUUCAGACUACAAAUGAAGCAUUAACUGAGGCUCGAGCGGAUUUGGUUACUUUACGUUCUGACUAUUCUUCUUUACGUACUGAAUAUAGCAUCUUGGAAGCAAGUGUAACAGAAGCUCUUCAGUUUUUAGAUGAAAUAAAGUCUAGAGAAUCAGUUAUAGCAAUUAUGAAUUCAUCUGUUGAAGGAUCAGAUAUUGAAAUCGAUUCCAAUAUGUCUGAUGGUCAAAAAUUGGUGAAUGAAUUUCGUCGUCUUUUGUCAGGUUUAUGUAAUGAAAUCGAUCGGUUACAACAGCAUUCAGAUUCUCAAAAAGAACGUUUAUUACGAACUCAACUGAUAGAAUCUCAACUGACGAAAUCUCAAAAAGAUUGUACAGAGCUUCGUGCUCGCUUAAUUGAGCUUCAGUCAAGUAGCACUCAUCCUCAAACUGUGUCAGUAAGUUUGCAGACCAGUGGAGCCCCAUCUCCUGCACCAUCAACUUUCCAGGAAUCUGAAUCGCAAGAUGGUGUUCAGACAAUGCAUACGUUUGUACCACGGACUUUGGGUUUAGGUGCUUCCCCAACAAAUCAAGUCACAGGAAAUCAAUUACAUUUUGAAACUCCCACUUGUUUGAACAUAACUGAUGGUAGUUGUACGGAAACUGCAAGUUCUACUGUAUCUCAAUCAAUUCCUGCUUGGGUUAUGCGUACUGGAGCCACUGUACAACCGGUCCACCCAACACCUGCUAUUACUCCACCUAAUUCACUUGCUGGUCCUAAACAGACAGCAGAAAUCAGACCUAUCACAAGUAAUGUAGCUGCUGUCAUGCCAACCCCAGCACCAUCAUCAGUUCCGAUAGUGAUAACAAGUGUUCAGUCAGAAAAUGUCCCUACUUGUGGGCCGUCAAGUAUUGCAAUCUGUUCACCUGUAUCUGAUACAACCGUGGGUAUCAGCUCAUCGCUAUUUACGUCUUGCGAUCAGACUGCUGCGUCUCUAUUGCGAAAUGCAUUUGUACGCCGAGGUAAUAUCCUUAGUCAGCCUCAAAGUAGCAUCUUAACACCAGUUUCUUCUCAUCCAACUUCUCCAGUUUGUUCUUCAAGCGUUCCAAGUUUGGCACCUCGUUCGACCACAGUUAGCAUAACGGGAAAACGUCGAUUUGAAGAAACUUGUUCGAGUAGUAAUAUGGACUCAAUGCUUCAUAUUAUACCACCAGUGGAUGAUAACGUCGUUUCAACAAGUGAAGUUUCUAGAAAUAACGAAAAUUCGUUUUUAUCAACCAUCACCACCAACCAAUUUCAUCAGCAGCAAUUUACUCCCAGCUCUAUUCCAUCUGAGUCUAAGCGCAUACGUCAGGCAGUGGUUUGUGGUCCCAGCUCGUCAAUAUCUUUUACCCAAGCAAGUCCUAGUCCAAUUGUUCUAGGUAGAUCACCCUUUGGUAUCACUGUACCUUCUACAACUCCGUUACACGCAACUGCUUCUCGCUUAGUUGCUGGACAGCAAGAACCUAGUAGUACACUGACAGUUGCUACCGGUGUGGCUGGUAUUAUAACUCCUGGAACACUUGAAACCUCAGAAAAUGUGGAACAGUCAUCAAAUGAAGCUGAUGUCGAAAUAGAACAAGCCACAGUAUCUGAUAUUGUUACCGGCCAAGAGCUACAUGAAAAUGUUAGCGGUGAAACUGAUACACCUACAAUGGAUUAUCAUACUGAAAAUAUUGGAGUUGUCGAGUCUGAAGUUCGAACAUCUGAUCAAAAUUUAACUAGUCCUAUGAAACCUGCAUCAAGUACACAAGAAGAGGUAUGCGAGUCUUCUGACGAAGAACAAGAAUGUUAUUCGGAAAACGAUGCUUUUUACGAUGAUGAUCAACAUGAAUCUGGAUCCAUGGAUGAUGAAUACGCUGAAAGUGAUUCGAAAGAUUCAUUCGAUGCUAACAACAAUAAUGAUAAUAAGUUUAGUUCUGUUCCUACAAAUUCAAGGCCAUCAGAAUCCACAGCGGAUUUUUGUAAAGAGACAGUUGAUACUGCUUACAAUGAGAUUUCUGUACCCAAAGAAGGAGAAGCAGAAGUUGAACAGGAAGAAGACUACAUGGAAGAAGGAGAUUAUGAUGAAUAUGAAAGAGAGGAUGAAGCUAAUUGUGAUUCAUAUACAGAAGAUGAAGAAGAAGCGGAGGAAGGUGAAGAAGUAAUUGAACUGAGUAGUGGCUCUGACGAUACUCACCCACAUGAUGCUGAUGGUGAAGAGCAUUAUUCCUCUGGUGUGGACAAUUACGGCAACGAGGAGGCAAAUGUACACACUGCUCCUGCAGGUGUGGACGUAUCGGAAGGCGUCGAUGAUAGCAAUGAAAAGCUAGGUGAAGAUGAUGGGCAGCUACAUUAUGAAGCAAACAGUACGGAGAAAAGUGAUUCUACUACUCAGGUUUCAGAAAAAACACCAAUUUCUUCGAAUGUACAGAUGGAACCCAUCUCUUCAAACAGAGGUUUAUUUGGUGAAUCAUCUAUUCCUAGCCUUUUCAGCAGUUCUGGUUUACCCAAAUGUUCCGGCUCACUAUUGGGUUCGUCAGGUCUUUUUUCCGGUUUUAAACCUUCUUCACUAACUGUUCCAUAUUCAACCACCACUACUGAGUCUGGACUUCCGUCUGGUAGUUGCACUGGACUUUUCAAAUCAUUCUUGCCAGUGAACACAGUUCCAAGCUCAACCACCGCUCCACCGCUUUUCAAACCUUCUACAUUCUCUACUUCAGUAGCAGCUUCCAAAGAACCCUCAAGCUCUGGUGAGUCUAGCACAGCUCGGCCAAAGAUUCAACCAAUCGUUUGGGAUUCAUUCGACCCCUCUACUUCACAGUCUACUUUAUCAGAUAGUACAUGCGCUAGUGGACCAGCUCGUAGAAAAAAGUGGUGUCCUGUUGCUUCUGCGCCCAGAGUCACCAGGCGUUCCAGCCUACCUACUAGCAGAAGUUGUGCUACAGGAAAGACUGGAUCUAUUCGUGGUGGUUUACCUCCGAGAAGAGGUUAA